CUGGCCGAGGCAGGAAUGGACUCGUUGAUGAGGUAUCUUCCGGGUUUGCUCUAGGUUGCUUCACAUCGCUCUACCAUCGAACUGUUUUUAUCUUGAAAAGGGAAAGAAAGAAAAAAAGAAAGAAAAAAAGAAAAAACGCACACCUCUCGUUUCUAUCGUUUCUUCAUGAUGGAUAUCAGCUCGCUGCUGUCCCCGCAGGAAUCUGCAUCGCAGUCCGGUCGGUCGACGCCCGCGAGCGCCAGUAAUUCGGCCGCCGCGCCCGCCUCGCACUCGCCUCACAAGGCGGUUCGGCGAGCAAACUCGGGUUCCACAAGACAGGGAAUGACCUCGUCACCUCUCGCGCAGCAGGUUCUGGCACCUGGGCGGCGGUCGGAGCCCCCCCCGCCCUCCAGCAGCCCGACCGUGGGACCCAAUAUGGGAGGAGGCAACGGAACGCCGCCCACAGCGGCCGAACAGGGCUCCGCGAGACAACCGUCAACGCCUGGCAUGGAUACGCUGGCCGAUUUGGCUGCGAUGCAGCAUCAUCAACCGCCGCCACGGACCAACGCCUCCAUGAUGCGCAACACCGAGUCGUAUGAGAGCCAGCUCUCUCCCUCGACCAUGUUCCCCAGUGUGAACCCCAUCACGCACAACACGCCGACCCCGCGCUUCUCCUUUGAUAUCGCCAUGGCUGAGGGCCCCGGGGAAAGCGCCCGCCGGAACUACGUGGCCACCUCACUGGUGCCAAAUGCCCAGCGGCAGGCCACCGAGCUCUUCAAUCAGAUCCAGGAAAACCCCCAUUCGCAUGACGCCCACGUUCAGUUCAUCAGCUUGCUGCACGCUGGCUUUGUCAACCAUGUCUAUCCGCCCUCCAACCCGGACGUCCACGGUGACCCUCGCAACUAUGACCUGCUCCGGGACAUGCGGACUGCGCGCGAGGAGAUGGAUAAACUGUUCGCCAUGGGCGAGGAGCUCUGGGCCGAAUGGAUCCAGGACGAGAGCAUGCUUGCCCAGUCCGUGAGCGAACGGAUGGACGUUAUGAGCCUGUGCCAGCGGUCCAUCGAGGAGGAGUACGGAAGCACCAAGCUGUGGAGUAUCUACGGGGAAUGGGUGCUGCAUCUUUACAACUCGUCCUUUGGUGACGCGAGUCAGAGUCACUGGAGCGAGCAAGAUCGCCUGGUCGGCCGCGAAGCCUUCCAGUGGGAGCAUGUCCUGGACGUCUGGCAACGCGGCGCCGAGGCCACCCGCUGGCGGAUCAACGACAGCCACAUGGUCUGGGAUCGCUUCCUUGACCUGCUCGUGCAAGACGUCGCCCGCUCCCCGUCCCAGGGUAAAAUCAACCAUGUCAAAAGCACCUUUGACCUUCGUCUCCAAACGCCCCAUGCCACCUGGGAUCAAACCUUCCAGAAGUUCUCCGGCUUCAUCAGCACCUACUACAGCGCCAACUACGAAGACAUUAUGGCCGAGACUGUGCGACACGCCGCCGACCCGAAACGAAAAUACGACGACCGCCAGGAUCUCGAGAUGAAACUGCGAGCCGCCGUCGAAGCCGGCGACCGCACCCAAGAGUGGUACCUCUACUCCGAGUACAUCGAAUGGGAGUGCAGCCAGAACCGGCGCAAGGGUUUCUUCAGCUUCCAUUUGGUCAAUGCCGUCUACCAACGUGCGGUGCUGCGCUUCCCGACCGACGUCAAUCUCUGGGAAGACUACAUCAUGUUCCUCAUCGACGAGUCAAUGCACGGCCACGUCUCUAUUCAGACAAUCUCCACCCUCGAUCGGGCCACCCGCCACUGCCCCUGGUCUGGAAACCUGUGGUCUCAGUACCUCCUCAGCUCCGAAAGGGAAGGGCUGUCCUUCUCUAAGAUUGCCGACAUCAAGCACAAGGCGACCAGCACCGGUCUUCUCGAUGCGGGCGGAAUGGAGGAGGUACUUAAAGUCCACACGACCUGGUGCAGCUACCUCCGCCGACGAGCUUUCCUGCCCGAGGGAACCGACGAAGAUCUCGACGUCGCAGAGGUAGGCAUUCGCUCGGCCAUCGAAAAUGUCCAGGAGCUCGGGGAGAAGAAAUACGGCAAGUCGUAUCAGGGCGACCCGUACUUCCGGCUCGAGCGCAUCUACAUCCGCUAUCUCAGCGAGAGCGGCAGUUGGGACAGCGCGCGCGAGACCUUCAAAGGCCUGGUACCUCGGCGAGGCAACAGCCACGAGUUCUGGCUAACUUACUACGCAUGGGAGCUCAUCUCGUGGAGUAAGUUCGUCCAGGGCGAGGCCACCGCCGACGCCGCCAGACGCACGCCCAACCCCAGCUACGCGACAGCAGUUCUCAAGCAGGCUCUCCGCAGAACCGAUCUUGACUGGCCGGAGAAAAUCAUCCAGACGUAUCUGGCUCACUGCGAAGACUAUGAAGACAUGGACGAGCUCCAGCAGGCUGUGCUAGAAACCCGCAAGGUCAUGAAGGCAUACAAUGCGCGACGUGAGAAAGCAGCCAGAGAACCAGCCACCGCUACUGCCUCCCAGCACCAGCACCAGCCCCAGGAGAACCAGCACCAGCCGGGCCCAGCCGAGGCCGUCGCCCACGCCGAAAAGCGGAAACGCGAAGAUGAGAGGGAAGCGAACGGGGUGCCAAGCAGCAAGAAACCGCGGCCAGAGGAUACGGAGGUCAUCCUUCAGACCACGGAAGCAGAACCGGUCGCGCUACGACGAGACCGUGAAAACGCAACUGUUGUGGUCAAGAACUUGCCGCACCGUAUCUCCGAGCACAAAGUGCGCCAGUUCUUCCGUCAUUGCGGUACAAUCAACAGCGUCAAGAUGAUUCCCGGCGAGGAUGCAAAUUCCGAAACAGCGAUGAUCGAGUUUGAAUCCAGGGAUGAUGCUUUGGUUGCUCAGACGCGCGACAAGAAGAUCCUCGAGGGGAACACCGUCGAGAUUCGAAUUGGUUCUGGGUCUACGCUGUUCGUGACGAACUUCCCUCCCACCGCGGAUGAGCAAUAUAUCCGUGACCUCUUCCGACCCUAUGGUGAAAUUGUUGAUGUGCGCUUCCCCUCGCUCAAGUAUAACACCCAUCGCCGAUUCUGCUACGUACAGUUCCAAGAGGCUUUCGAGGCAGAGCACGCAACCAAGCUUGAUGGGACUACGCUGGAGAAAGGGUUACAACUCGUGGCCAAGAUCUCAGACCCCUCGCAAAAACAGGACCGUCAAGGCCCGAUGCACGAAGGACGGGAAAUCCACGUUUCCAACCUCGACUGGAAGGCGACCGAGGAGGAUGUCAAGGAAGCGUUUUCCCGAUUUGGUCGGGUUGAAGUUGUACGCAUCCCCCGCAAGGUGGAUGGCGGCAGUAAGGGAUUUGGGUACAUUGUGUUUUCUACCAAGGAGGAAGCGACAGCAGCACUAGCCAUGCACAAGCAAGAGUUCCGAUCACGGCCUUUGCAGGUGAAACUCUCUGCGCCGUUGGCCGCCAAACGCAUUGCGACGAGCAUCAUCUCUCGGGUCGAACCGUCGGAGUCCCCACCGGUCGAGCUUAAUGGGACGCGCACGUCCUCGGCCGAACCGGUGGCGCCCACGGGGGAGCGGGCUGCACGCACCCUGGGGCUGAUGAACAUCCCUGACACGGUGAACGACGCUCGGAUCCGAACCCUGGUGGAGCCGUUUGGAAAGCUGGUGAAGGUCAUCCUGCGGCCGGACCACCAGGGGGCGAUUGUGGAGUUUGCCGACGUGCACAACGCGGGCAAAGCGUCCUUGGGUCUGGAAGGCCACGAAAUCGCGCCGGGACGCCCGAUCCAUGUGGGCACGGUGCCGGAGAUGCUGAAACAGUCUGCGGACCGCAAGGUGGACCGUGUCCCCGUGCUGAAACACCACCACCACAAGGAGGGCCAAAACAAGGGCACGCCAGGCGGCUUGUUCCCGGCGACGGGCUCGGGAUGAUGAAGCGCGGAGGAGGCAUGUCGGCGUCGAGCCUGCCACGCCGCGACAGGACAGAGGAGACCGGACAAUGACGCAACGACAA
Molecule: messenger RNA, 3979 nt
Organism: Penicilliopsis zonata CBS 506.65
Lineage: Eukaryota; Fungi; Ascomycota; Eurotiomycetes; Eurotiales; Aspergillaceae
Exons: 6
Coding region: 166-3897 (1243 amino acids)
Biological process (GO): RNA processing
Cellular component (GO): ribonucleoprotein complex
Molecular function (GO): RNA binding; protein binding
Source: RefSeq, a predicted model, not a curated record